GGGAGGAGUGAGUGACGAGCCAAGGAGGAGACAGAGACUCAGGAGGGCGCAGGAAGUGUCUCCGCUGAGGCUGGGGCGAGGCAGGAGAGGGUGGAGGGAAGUCUGCAGGAGCAGGCAUCCUCCAGGGUCCCAAGAAUCUGCAGGCAGCUCCUCCCGCCGCUGGGAAGGGCUCUGGACACCUUCAGCUCUUCUUGCCUGCUCUCCAAGGCUCAGUCAAGCCAGAAGCGCUGGGUGCUUGCUUGCUGAGUUGGUGACACAGCCUCGGAGCUGGUUGCCCUGGGGACCUCCUGCUUGUCUUCUCUUUGUCCCCCAGCAUGGAGGAAGGUGUUGAAUUUGACGACUACGGGGCAGACAACUACGGGGCAGACAACCAGUCCGAGUGUGAGUACACAGACUGGAAGUCCUCAGGGGCCCUCAUCCCUGCCAUCUACAUGCUGGUCUUUCUCCUGGGCACCACGGGCAACGGCCUGGUGCUCUGGACCGUAUUUCGAAGCAGCCGGGAGAAGAGGCGCUCUGCUGACAUCUUCAUCUCCAGCCUGGCCGUAGCCGAUCUGACUUUCGUGGUGACCCUGCCGCUGUGGGCCACCUACACCUACCGGGACUACGACUGGCCCUUCGGUACCUUCGCCUGCAAGCUCAGCAGCUAUCUCAUCUUCGUCAACAUGUACGCCAGCGUCUUCUGCCUCACUGGCCUCAGCUUCGACCGCUACCUGGCCAUCGUGAGACCCGUGGCCAAUGCUCGCCUGAGGCUGCGGGUCAGUGGGGCCGUGGCCACGGCGGUCCUGUGGGUGCUGGCCGCCCUCUUGGCCAUGCCGGUCAUGGUGUUCCGCUCCACAGCCCCCACCAUGCUUCCCAACCCGGACAACAUCACCAAGAUGCAGUGCUACAUGGACUACUCCAUGGUGGCCACCUCCAGCUCCGAGUGGGCCUGGGAGGUGGGCCUAGGGGUCUCGUCCACGGCCCUGGGCUUUGUGGUGCCCUUCACCAUCAUGCUGACGUGCUACUUCUUCAUCGCGCAAACCAUCGCAGGCCAUUUCCGCAAGGAGCGCAUUGAGGGCCUGCGGAAGCGACGCCGGCUGCUCAGCAUCAUUGUGGUGCUGGUGGUGACCUUCGCCCUGUGCUGGAUGCCCUAUCACCUGGUGAAGACGCUCUACAUGCUGGGCAGCCUCCUGCACUGGCCCUGUGGCUUCGACCUCUUUCUCAUGAACGUCUUCCCCUACUGCACCUGCAUCAGCUAUGUCAACAGCUGCCUCAACCCCUUCCUCUACGCCUUCUUUGACCCCCGCUUCCGCCAGGCCUGCACCUCCAUGCUCUGCUGGGGCCACAGCAGGUGUGGGAGCGCCUCCCACAGCAGCAGUGGGGAGAAGUCGGCCAGCUACUCUUCGGGGCACAGCCAGGGGCCGGGCUCCAACACUGGGAAGGGCGGAGAGCAGACACAGGAAAAAUCCAUCCCCUACAGCCAAGAGACCCUCGUGGUUGACUAGGGCUGAGAUCCCAGAGAAGCCUGGUGCCCUCUGUCCUGCCCCAGCCCUUGCCCUUGCUCUCCGAAAGUCAGGUAGCAUGAGGGCACUUUUUCUCUUGCACUUGACUCCUUUCCUGGCUCCCUGCCUCCUGCCUCCCUCCUGUACUCCUUUCUCCUUCAGUUUUGGGCAGAUGUUUGUGGUGCAGUGGGAGGACACAGGGCCCUGCAGACCCAUGCUCAGCCACUCGGCGUCUGUGAGACUGACUUUGCGCCAGUCUCUUAACUUCUCUGAGCCUCACUUUCUCCAUUCGUGUAAAAUGGGAGAAGUCAUACCGGCACUAAAACGACGUGUGCGUGUGUCUCAAUAAAAUUUGGUUUCCCCGCUUCCUUCCUUCUUUCUUGCAUCUCCAGCUCUUUUUUUCCUCCCUCCUUUCUGUUGAGUUUUCUCUAUCCUUGUCCUCCUGCUGUUUUUCCCUCUAUCUUUGUAUUUUUUUCUCUGAAUCCUUGCCUCUGGCUCCCACCCUCUCUCCCAUUGCUCAUCACCCCCCACCCCCUGCCAUCCCUUCUUCAUGUUUUAACCUCCUUGUUGUGAGGGACUCCCAAGGGUUAAGAAUCCUGUAGCUUGUAAACACUGCCCCUGUUCAAGCUCUUUAUCCUGUUCUCUGAGGAAGCCAAGGAAGCAAGCUGGGGCGGGGGUGGGCUGGGUGUCAGCGGAAUUAGUGCUCCAGUCUGCAGACGGGAGCUCCAGAACUUUCCUCCAAAUUGGAUCAGAGUGCUGUGAUUUCGGGCACCUGGGGCAGGGGUAGGGAGCUCCUUUCCUGCAGCCCACCCAUGGUGCCAACGAGUUGUGUUUUCUCUAGUUUUUCUGGGACCCUGUCAUCCACCCCUAUUCUCUGUGGGAACUGGAAGUCACUGGGGUUGACAAGCAACGGGCUCCCUGGAUUCCUUCUGUGAGUAGGGCGUUGGGAAGGGAAAGUGGAGGAAAAGGGGAGUCAGCAUUUGGUCUAUGUGCUGCUUGGCCUCGCUCCCCAAAUCCUGGCCCCUCCAACCUCCUCCAGAGCUGAGCUGACCUCACCCCACCCGUCUCCCCCAGGACAUUUUUCUUGGGCACUGGUGCUACUCAGUGUCAAGAGUCACUUUGGCUGCGGCAGAGACUCUUGUAUGUAUAUAUGUAUAUAUAUGUAAGCCUGGAUGAGCAUAGCAUGAUAGCAGUGUGCUUAUGUCACUUGUCACUUGGAUGAACCUCUCUUCCCCACAACACAUACAUCUCCAUUUUUCUUUGAGGGAAGAAGGGACUUAUUGAGGCAAUAUUGAAUAAACAUGAGCCCGCCCCCACUGGAUUUGGGGGCUGCGACGGCUGGUCCGUGUUUUAAGAGAGAAGUCUGUGUUUGUGUUCGCUCCUGGCUCCCUGUAGGGACAUCUUUCCCCAAAGCAGCUGGCAACUGAGGCUUGGGGAUAAACUGUAGUCUUAUGUGCUGGGCCCUCAUGCUUUCCCUAGUUCCAUGAGGCAAACAGGAGGCUGGUGAAGAGCUGCCCUUGGCACCUUUCCCAGGCCUUCUCCCCUUGCUUUGAGUUCAUGGUUUCCUUCAGCACCUUCCCUGUUUCCAGGGUCUGUGACCUCUUCCUAAGAGGGGGACGGGUACCAACUUGUCAUGGGAUGAAGAGCUCUGUGGGUUUUUUCUCACCUCACCUUGAUGAUGGGACCCCUUGGCUUCUCCCGCUCUGCCAGGGGGCUGGGAACAAUGACUGGAACAGCCACGCAGGGCUGACAGCAGAUGUCUACACGCCCAGAGAGACCUUGGGGGUGGAAUAGAUGGUGGGGCCUUUGUGAGCUGGGAGAAGGGUGUGUAUGUUCCGGGUUUUGUUUAGAAGAUUCUGGACAUGGAGGACAAGAUAUAAACCACGGAGGCAGGAAGAGCCCAGCUUGGUGUAAAUGGACAUCUCGACCAUUGUCAGGAUGGAGUCAGCUCUGGGAGCAGAGGAAGGAGGAGACAGAGAAUGGAGAGACUCAACUUAGUAGUCUCCCCAUCACAACCCAGAAUCUUCCACAGACUCACUCUCUUGGCCCAGGGCUGUCCUCAAAGCAUUCAGGCAAGGGUGAAGGAAGCUUCUACAAGGGAGGAGGGUAGCCCUCUGAGGCCCUCCUGGGGACCUGCAGCAACCUCCUGCCUGGAACUCAGCAGCAGCAGCCCUGGGCAGAGGGUGGAGGAGUCUGCCUGCCACUCCCCUCAACCCCUACCCCACCCCUUUGUUGCAAUGUCUGUGCUAUUUUCUGACUGUUGGUCACUGCGG
Molecule: messenger RNA, 3754 nt
Organism: Phyllostomus hastatus (greater spear-nosed bat)
Lineage: Eukaryota; Metazoa; Chordata; Mammalia; Chiroptera; Phyllostomidae
Gene: APLNR
Product: apelin receptor
Exons: 1
Coding region: 315-1484 (389 amino acids)
Biological process (GO): G protein-coupled receptor signaling pathway; immune response
Cellular component (GO): membrane
Molecular function (GO): G protein-coupled receptor activity
Source: RefSeq, a predicted model, not a curated record